GGCAAUGUGGUCUGGCUGACUUGCUGUUCUGCCUCCCAGUUGUAAUCAGUAGUUAUUAAAACAUGCUACUUAUUCUAACAGUGUUAACUUUAGUGGUUACUUGCACUGCUGGGAAAACUAGGACAUGGCUUUCAAAUACAAAUUUUGACAAUCCGGCCAACUGGGAAGGGAACAAACUGCCAUGCAGUACGAGCAAUGUUAUUUUUCCACUUAAACACAAAAUGCCUGUACAACUUGGGAAAGAAUUACAGAUUCACUCACUCUUCCUCUCAGACAAUGGAGCCCUGCUCCUUCCAAAAAAUGGAAAAAUUACAUUUACGAGUGAAACAAAAGAUUCUUCUUGUGGCGGUGGAGAUAUUAGGUUCACAAGAAGAAAACAGCGAUAUUGGAUAGAUCCUGAAAAUUGGAGCGGCAGUAACGCUGCGACCCCGCACCUCGAGAGGGUCCCUUGUUUUGACGACGAACUCAUCUUUCCGGAGAAUCACUCUUUCUACGUCGGCUUGCCGAGAUUUUUCUCUAAUGCCGCCUCAGUUACAAUUGAUGGCCAGAAAUUAGUUGGAUGGAAUUGGAAGAAAUUUCUCAAUGACAAAAUUGGCAGGCGGACCUUUCAACCUCAUUUAGCUCCGCUAGCAGUGUACAAUUACCCGUGCCCACAGAACGAUGACUGCGACUGCCACAUAAUAACGUAUGAUGAAGAAAUCUGCCCGCUGAUGAAGGUCGAAAACGCAGAGGAAGACUGCCACUUUCCAGUCCUCCCUUUUGGGUUUUGUAACAGUAUCUGCGGUGCUUACAUUUUGCUCAAAGGGGGAAAUUUAGGUGAAAUUAGAAGAGAACUGGACGAGUUCACAUCAGAAAAUGGUGUUAUCGGCCACGUCAGCAAGACCAACGGAUACAUCCAGAUUGUGCUCGUGGAAAAAGGAGAUUACACUGGCAACAUUGAACAUUUGGCUUCUCAAUUCAAAGAAAAGAUUUCUUCGAAAAAACUAUUUAAAACUUAUGUGAAAUUAGAAACGAGCAAACAGGCCGUUGUCAAAAACCCCGUUCAAAAGGCCAUUGGGUAUAUUUUCUUCUACUUAUUCAUAGCUGUGGCAAUUUUAUGCACAGUUAUACUUUACUAUCAAGACUAUUGUGUCAAUGUGCCGUUUCCCAGCUUCGGAUCGACGGCGGAGCUGGGAGCGUUCAGGUUCGCCAGGUUUCAGAACGAAUCUGGAUCCGGGGAUGAGGAUGGUGAAAUUUUGGAAGUGUGUCCGCCAGAUCCUGCUAGAGAGGAACGAAGGCAGUCUUUUUACAAUCCAAUUUAUUCCCAGGAUAAGGAAGGUCCUGAUGAUUCCUUUACACUAUCGACACUGACUCAAUUGGAGGCUGACGUCGCAGAUUCAACGCCCUCGAAUAACUAACACUGCAAUUUAAUGUAAUAUUAAUUAGUAAUGUAAUAAGAAUAUGGUAAUAUAAUAUAAAUAUUCAAACAUU
This is a messenger RNA of Cimex lectularius (bed bug), 1470 nucleotides long. It is a transcript of the gene Amnionless, whose product is annotated as protein amnionless. Gene Ontology annotation, biological process: receptor-mediated endocytosis; intracellular protein localization. Lineage: Eukaryota; Metazoa; Arthropoda; Insecta; Hemiptera; Cimicidae. The record is from RefSeq and is a predicted model, not a curated record. Gene Ontology annotation, cellular component: endocytic vesicle; apical plasma membrane. The coding region runs from base 63 to 1397 and encodes 444 amino acids. The transcript has 8 exons.